Messenger RNA from Thecamonas trahens ATCC 50062, 402 nucleotides. Its product is annotated as peptide release factor. The transcript has 2 exons. Gene Ontology annotation, cellular component: mitochondrion. Gene Ontology annotation, molecular function: translation release factor activity. The record is from RefSeq and is a predicted model, not a curated record. The coding region runs from base 1 to 402 and encodes 133 amino acids. Gene Ontology annotation, biological process: translational termination. Lineage: Eukaryota; Apusomonadida; Apusomonadidae.
AUGGAAGCGGGACCGAGCAGCGGCAAGCGGCAUCGCCACAAGGUAGCCGAGGAUGAGCUGGAGGAGACGUUUCUGCACGGAUCGGGGCCUGGCGGGCAGAAGAUCAACAAGACGCAAUCACGGGUCCGGCUUGUUCAUGCUCCUACAGGCCUCACCGUGGUGGUGCAGGACACCCGAUCCCGCGAGGCAAACAGAACCAUUGCGAGGAAGCGUCUCGCCGACAAGGUCGAAGCCCAGCUCAAGGGCAACGCGUCGCGGCUCGGGCGAAAGGCCCAGCGGAAGAGGCGGCGAAAGGCCAAGGCUGCUGCUCGUGCACGACGCAAGUACGCCGAUGCUGGCGAUGCUGAGGCCGAGCCCGGUCCCGAGCCGCGGACAGACCUGGUCCCACGUCAGGCCGAGUAG